UGGCGUACUGUCUUCCGAGAUUUUUCAGCUUUCCGGUCUGAAUCUUCAGACGUUUCUCGUGUUCUUCCUUGCCUUUCUUCUAGCGUGCCUGUAUCUUAGGCGUCCUAGAAAUCUCCCUCUUUACCCGGCAGGAUGUUGGCCCGUUCUCGGGCACCUCCUCGCCUUGGGCCGAGCGCCUCACCUGCAGCUGACGGCGUGGAGGCGGCAGUACGGGGACGUCUUCACCGUCAGGAUGGGGAUGGAAGAUGUGGUGGUUCUGAACGGCUACACUGCCGUCAAGGACGCGCUCGUGGACAGGUCCGAGCUGUUCGCCUCCAGACCACAAAACUACAUAUUCGACCUCAUCAACGGUUUUGGGAAGGCUAUCGUCAGUACACAAUGGGGGAAAGCGUUCAAACAGAAGAAAAGGUUUGUUUCGACAACCCUGAGGACUCUCGGUGUGAAAGAAGGAAUGGGCAGCAUCGAAGAGAAGGUUCGAGAAGAAAUGAGCUGUCUUUGCGCCAAGGUUGCAGAAUACGGAGGUCAGCCAUUUGACCCCGAGAGUGACCUACACUUCACUAUAGCAAACGACAUCUGCUCAGUGGCCUUUGGAAGUCGCUUCGACUACGGUGCUGAGAGGUUCAAGAACCUGUCGGACGCUGCGCUCGUCACAAUGGACCGAGUUGGGUCUGGGCAGAUCAUCAACGUGUUUCCUUUCCUGCGAUUUGUUCCCGGUGUGAAUAAGUCUCUCCGUGAUGUCAGCAAAUACAAUGCGAAGAUCCACGCGUUUCUGUGGGACGAGAUCUCGCGCCAUCGCCAGAACCUGAACCGCGAGAAUCCGCGAGACUUCCUCGAUUUUUGCCUGGUGGAACUCGAAAGGCGGGAAAAGGUGGAAGAUUUCACCGAUGAACACGUGAUGUACAUGACCUAUGAGCUCCUCUUUGCCGGACUGGACACAGUUGCCAACGCCAUGCGAUGGUGUCUGCUGUACAUGGUUCUGUAUCCGGACGUACAAAAGAAGGUCCAGUCAGAGCUUGAUGAAGCUGUUGGAGGCGCCCAGCCCGCCCUGUCCCACCGUGCCCAGCUGCCCUACACAGAAGCUACACUGAUGGAAGUACAGCGGAUGCGCGCUGUUGCUCCUCUAGGCCUGCCGCACGCCACCACGCAAGACGUCACAGUGGGAGAGUUUGAUCUACCAGCGGGAGUUAUGGUCCUGACGAACCUGCACUCCCUCCACAUGGACCCCGCCUACUGGCCUGAUCCGGACCGGUUUGACCCGGAAAGGUUUCUGGACGCAGAAGGGAAGGUCAUCAACAAGCCCAAGUCCUUCAUGCCUUUUUCUGGAGGUAGACGCGGGUGCCUUGGAGAGCAACUCGCCAAGAUGGAGCUGUUUCUGCUCUUCUCCAGCCUGCUGCAGAACUUCACCUUCAAGUCGCCAGAGGGCGCACCUGCACUGUCUGUUGAAGGCGAUAUGAGGCUCACACUAACCCCUCCUUCCUACAAGAUACGCGCCAUUCCGCGUUGAAUCGACAUCUCAUUUGUAACAUAAAGGGAUGCAUACGUAUACUUUGCAUGUCAUAAUGUUUUGACAUGAUAAUACCGAUAGUUGCAUGUCUAAAAUGAUUUCUUUUUUGCUUAAUCUAAUUGCUUAUGUGUGUAUGUUCACGUAUAUAAUCAACAUAACAGUAAUUGUUUUGGCCAUAUCUAUAAUCUCAGUUAAUCUCAGAAUAUCUCUAAUUUACUUAUGAUAUUUUCUGGUAUAGCCUGGUUAUUAUUUAUCACAAAAGGAUAAUUAUUACUAUAAUAAUAAUUAUUAUAAAUUUCCAAAAUCAACAUUCAUUCUAACCCCAAGUAAUAUUUCUAUUAUGAGGCCUAGACCACGUGUUGUUUUUCCCGACAACUGUCGUAUAGUUGAACUCGUUGCCACCAAGAACAUUUGGGGUAUUCUCAUCAGAUAGCUUUAAAACAAUGCUUAGCAGAUAUAUAUGCAAAGUUAGUGUGUAUAAGUGCAGUAUAGCCAGGUUUAAACCAGCUGUUGCAGCGCCGCUUGCCUGUGAAGCUGGUGUGUUACAUCGAAAGGUGUUAUUAUUAAGUUGGGUGUACAUUAUGGCCUGAUGUCAUACAUUCAAAUUUCGCACGGUGGCGUAUUGAUACUGUAAAUGCAGUAUUCCCUAUGAUUACUCAAUCACUGAUUUUCAACGAAUAAAAAACAGAUUAACUUACAAUUGGUUUGGGUCGUGUGUUUUCUAAUAAAUUACACUUUAUGUAUGGU
Branchiostoma floridae (Florida lancelet) is the source of this 2251-nucleotide messenger RNA. RefSeq names its product cytochrome P450 2U1-like. The record is from RefSeq and is a predicted model, not a curated record. Gene Ontology annotation, cellular component: cytoplasm; intracellular membrane-bounded organelle. NCBI's taxonomy places the organism in Eukaryota, Metazoa, Chordata, Leptocardii, Amphioxiformes, Branchiostomatidae. Bases 233 to 1504 code for a protein of 423 amino acids. Gene Ontology annotation, molecular function: heme binding; oxidoreductase activity, acting on paired donors, with incorporation or reduction of molecular oxygen, reduced flavin or flavoprotein as one donor, and incorporation of one atom of oxygen; iron ion binding. Gene Ontology annotation, biological process: xenobiotic metabolic process. The transcript is spliced from 7 exons.